Molecule: messenger RNA, 1563 nt
Organism: Caenorhabditis briggsae
Lineage: Eukaryota; Metazoa; Nematoda; Chromadorea; Rhabditida; Rhabditidae
Gene: Cbr-acr-14
Product: Protein CBR-ACR-14
Exons: 14
Coding region: 1-1563 (520 amino acids)
Biological process (GO): nervous system process; regulation of membrane potential; signal transduction
Cellular component (GO): postsynaptic membrane; neuron projection; synapse
Molecular function (GO): acetylcholine-gated monoatomic cation-selective channel activity; transmembrane signaling receptor activity
Source: RefSeq, a predicted model, not a curated record
AUGGGUUUCAUGUCUCUUCGAUUUUUAUUUGCUUUUUAUGUUUUUUAUGAUGUUCGAGCUAGUGUUGAUGAGUAUCGGUUGCUGCAGUACUUGAAAGAGAACUAUGACUCUUUCGAACGUCCUGUAGAAAAUAGCUCCGCCCCUUUAGACGUACAAGUCCGAUUUUUAUUGAAUCAAAUUUUGGAUAUUGAUGAGAAGAAUCAAGUGAUGUCAAUUCUAGCGUAUAUGGAUUAUCAUUGGAACGAUUACAAGUUGAAAUGGGAUCCCAAAAUGUUUGGAGGAAUUCGAGAUGUCAGAUUUUCAGGAGACGACGAUGCAAGUUUCAAGUUAUGGAGACCAGACGUACUGCUAUUCAACAGUGUCUCCGAAUCAUUUGACUCCACAUAUUCCUCUAGAUUCAUCGUGUCUUCUAACGGCGAUGUUCAACAAAACCCACCUGGAAUUUUUAGAUUUAUUUGUCAGAUCGACGUCACCUACUACCCAUUUGAUCGUCAGACUUGUUUCCUAAAAUUAGGAUCAUGGACCUACAAUGGCCAAUAUAUCAAUUUGGAUUUUCUGUUGAGAGAAAUUAUUGGAUUACACGGUAAACCAAUCAUAGUGGAGCCAGAACGUUCUUCUACGAACUCGGCGUCAUAUUUUGUGAAUGAAUCGAUUGAUCUACAAGUUUAUCUUCAGAACGGAGAAUGGGAUCUGGAAGGGACGCCGGGGAAACGAGUUGUUCAGAAAUUCGGUACCGACGAAUACCAUGAGCUCUACUUCUACAUUCAUAUUCGUCGAAGAACCUUGGCAUACGGAAUCAAUUUGAUAAUUCCAUCUCUAGUAAUUUCGAUGAUGACUAUUUUGGGAUUCACCCUUCCACCAGAUGCUUGUGAAAAGAUUACUUUGGAAACCACCGUCCUCCUCUCCGUCAUCUUUUUUCUUCAAAUGGUCUCGAACACAAGUCCCCCACAAUCUCAAAGUGUUCCUAUUCUCGCGGCAUUUUUUUCCUGUUGCUUGAUGCUGGUUGCGUGUUCCUGUGUCUUCACAGUCUUAACAUUAUCCCUACAUCAUCGAAAACCAGAAACUCAUGAAAUGAGCCCAACGAUGCGAAAAAUUUUCAUCGACUGGCUCCCCUAUAUUCUUUGUAUGUGUAAACCAGAUCACCCAAAAACGCCGAAACCAAAAGUUCUCGGCAAAUCGAUUGCUCCAAUCCAUCGGUUAUCGACAAUUCCAAUGCUGAAUCUUCCUAGAGUCUCACAGACACAAUUUCCGGAUCGCAGUGUCUUUGUAUACCACGAAGUACCAGCCAUCAUAAAAAAUACGUCGAGAAUCUGCUCGGAGCUCUUGAUCAUUGAAAAAGAUAUUGAAAAGAUGGUGAACAAGAUUGAGGAGGACUCGAAAGAAGAAAUGUUGCGGUCGGAAUGGAGGUUCGCUGCAAUGGCUGUGGAUAGACUGUGUCUUUACGUGUUCUCUGCAUUUAUCACUAAUGCUCCAAAAAUUGCAGUUUCUCGUUUCCCAAAAACAACACCUCCUACUACUUUCUAUUUUCCCGAAACUAAAAAGAAAACAAGAAAGAAUUCAUAA